This is a messenger RNA of Sclerotinia trifoliorum, 4535 nucleotides long. Lineage: Eukaryota; Fungi; Ascomycota; Leotiomycetes; Helotiales; Sclerotiniaceae. The record is from the annotation of a GenBank genome assembly.
AGCGUUGAGUUCAAUUGCGACAGAAGAAACAGAAGAUCCUCGAAAUAUUCCUCCCUCAAAUUAUUACGGAUACAUGGUGUUACAUAGGACAUAACCCCCUCAUUAUGCUGCUGAUCCUUUCUUCUCCACCAAUUUUUAACUUUACCUCCUAUUCAGAUAUCCGAUUUCUCAAGGAUUCGCCAUCGAAUUGAUAAGGGUCUGGUCCCUUUUUCGCGAAUCAAGAAAGUGUUGAAACAUCUCUGCCACAUCUCCCCAGACACAACGACAAGAUACAAUAGAAAGGGUUGAAGUAGGAGAAGAUCUCAUGAUGGAACGACCAAAUGGUCCUCCCCUUGGAGCAGCAAUAAUGUCAUCAAGUCGACCAAAAUUCGAAAACGGCAUGCCAGGUCCAGUUGCAGGUUCAGGUCCCAGGCCACAAAAUCUGAGCGCAUCGCGACGUGGUCCCAUGGUUCGACAUGCUCAGUCUAACUCUUCGCUAUCUUCUAAGCUCCCUUUAUCACAAGGACAAGUCAUCGCAUUAGCACGGGAAUAUAUGAAUAAAGCCUUAGAGGAAAACAUAGUGAAAGCUACAGAGUCAAGCGCCGUCAGCAACGAGCUGAAGCCAGGAGUUACGAUCGAUUUGAGCCACAAACGUAUACAAAGAUUUCCGGAGGAGGUUGUUGACAUCAUAAAAGUCGAGCUUGAACGGUAUUUACAUUCCUCAUUUGUUACAGCAGACUUAGGACUUGUUUAAACUUGUCAUGUUGAGCUCUCCAGAGUCUCGGAAUUUAGUUGUUUCCAUUCUUUAAAGGAAAAAUGACAAAGCUAACAAAUAUUCAUGGUACAGACUUGCGUUAUCCCACAACGAGAUUCAGACCUUUCCCGCCAAAUUCGCAGAAUGUACCUCGCUGCGAUAUCUGAACGUUCGAAACAAUAUUAUUCGAGAGUUCCCGCUAGCAGUAUGUAUGAUGGAAACAGUUGAGAGCAAGCUCAAAGUGGCUGACUUUGUUUUAGAUAUGCCAGUUGACCUCUCUCGAAAUCCUCGACCUCGGACGAAAUAAGCUUCGCACCUUACCACCAGAAAUUGUGAACUUGACAUCACUGAAAGUUCUAUCCGUUCAAAAAAACAGGAUUGAGGAGCUUCCUUUAUGUGUGGCAGAUAUGACUUCCCUUCAGGUUCUUAAAUUUAAUGGAAAUCCCUUGAAAUUUCCACCUAAAGAGGUUCUCCAACCGCAAGCCAUGAACUCCCCUAGCGGCGGUGGUUCACAAGAAGUUGAGAUAGAUGAUAUUACUGUUACAACACAGAUCAAAAGAUUUUUGAAGCAGAAAGCUAUGGGUCGACCUGAAACCGAAUCUGGUGGAGAAGAAUCAAGCGAGGGUACCGAGACUCCACGACCUACCAUGAAGCGUGUUGUGAGUGGUCGUUUUCCUAUAAAAGUCGAAGGCGUUCCGCCUUCACCAGCUCAGCCUCGAGCACCUCCUAUACCUUCUAGGUCUCAUCAAAGAGGCUACUCGCAACAGAACGCAGCACUCAGGCGACCUGGAGUGAUGCCUCUCACAAUUGGAAGCACAAAUGAAAGGGUUCGCAGUAACAGCGAGGGCCUCCUUCAGGCUAAUCGCGAUCGCCCGGACCGUUCUUCAUCAGAUCGCUCACGACGAAUGGGUAUUGUUUCAAGAAAGGCGGCCGAACUAGGAACUGUUGACGAGACAAACAAAUCCAAUCGUUACAGUCUUCAUAAUAGAGGUCUCAGUCAUGGAUCUGCAAUGGAAGGUAACGGUACUGGAUCCAACGGCAACACGGUUAGUCCGGCCAGUCCAGCAGAUUCAGGUGGCCAGCGAGCCGCCUAUGUCCGUCGCUUGUCAAGUUUACCCGAACGCAAGCGAGAAUCUAUUUCCCCAGAUCCUAUUAUUGAAGGGGCUAAGGGUGUAUUAUAUGCUUUGUUUCAAGUGCAUCCUCUUAUUGAAACACUGAUUGGCCUGGUUCGAAAUCCUGGCGAGAAGAAAUCGACACUGGAAAGAGUUUUCUACAACGCCAAAACGCACGUAGAAGAGCUAGAUCAAGAUGUUCAACGCUAUGAUUCAUACUCGGAAGAAGACGAAGAGGCUUCUCCUAGAUCAAACGAAAAUGUCAAACGUGCAUGUUUAACUUGCGUUGGUGCAUACAUCCACGUAUGUGCUCAACUAUCACAAAACGUGGAAAUUCUUCUCAUUAACGGCGAUCCUCGAUAUAUUCGGACGCUACUACUCCAGUUAUACGGAAGCGUAGCGGAAGUACGAAAUGCCGGUGCAAGCUUGUUUCCUCCUGGACAAAGUCGAGUUAGUAGACAGCCGGAAAGUAAUUAUGGGGCCGGGUAUCAAAUUAGAGAUAGAUCAGUCACUCCAACCCGAGAGAGACCUGGCACAAAUUUUAGAACAAGAAGCGCGACGGUCAUCCAGCACUCGAAUAAUUUACGAGUUGCAAUAGAUGCCCCACCACCAUUUGUCAAUGGAAACGGACGUUCUGCUACAAUGACGAGCGCCACACCACGCUCUGGAGAAUCAUUUGUCUCAACAGGUACUAGUGGGCGUGUGGUAGGUGCCUUUACCGAGGAAGAUAAAAUUUUCGAGAGAAUAUUUCUGCGUCUACAACAAACGUCAGAAAUGGCUCUCAGAACCCUUCCCAAUGUCAAUGCCCAUUUUCUCGGGUCCAUGCAAAAAAGUGCAAAUUCAAGUAAUGCAGAUCUUGCUAAACAGUAUUGGCAACUAUUAAUACAUAAAUGCACGAACGCGUUGAACAUAGCCGAUUCAUUGAAAUCUCGCCUAUCAACGAUCAAACUCAAAGAUCCUGAUAUCAGAGAACAAAAGGGAUUCUGGGAGAUGUGUUGGGCAAUGGUAGAUGUAAGUAUACCCACCCGUUAUCACAAGUUGUUUUUAUUAAUGUAUACAGUCAUAUCUAGAUCUAGUCGUCAAGGUCAAGGAAGUAAAAGGUGUGAUUAGUUUUGUUCCAACCGAAGUUAUCAUUCUUCUCAGGCCUCUUCAAAGAGUUAUCAAGGAAACAGGACAAAUGAUUACGGCAUCACCUUGGGGUUUCCUAGCAAAUCGGCAAGUAAAUGGUGGUUCAAAUGGUUCUUACACAACACAAUCACCUGCCUCGCAAGUUCCUUUACCUAUGACCCCACAAAGUGCAGCUUUAGGACCAGCGGUUCAAGCUACUGUUCCAUCGACUCCACAAAGCGCAGCGUUUGGUGCAAUGUUCAAUGGCAAUGUCUAUGAACGUGCGGAUACUUAUUUAUCGAAUGGAUCGAGAGCUGGCACCAUGACUUCUCAGUUGGGUGUUAAUGAUGGGCCUACAAUCAUGCUAAGCCCAUCUCACUAUAUGAACAAUCGGUUCAAUAGUAAUGGAAGAGUGGGCUUUUGAUAAUGAGGCUUAUUCAAGCAUAAAACUUCGGAUAUCUUAACAUUGAGUGAGAUGCAUUAUCUUCGUUUAUCUCCCUGGUUAUCUCUUGUCAGUAUGCUUGAUAUCUGAUAUCAACGCGGAACUUUCUCAUCGACCAGUUUGAAUUUGAAAAUGAAUGAACGAAUGAAUGAAUGGGGAUGGAUGGAUGGAUGGAUGGAUGGAUGGAUGGAUGGAUGGAUGGAUUUGGUAUUUAAGCGUGGAUGAAAAGGAAAAGAUGGAAGGUAUGGAAGGGAAUACAAAUGGAUGGGACGGGAACUCAUCCAAGGAACGCGAUUUUUCAAUCAUAGCAUAUACCACUGUCAUUAGCGUUUUGAUCUUUUAAGUGUUUUCUAGUUUUUUUGUUAUGUUAUCGAGGAUUGUAAAGUUAGCGGGGUGUUUUAUAUGAUGGAUGGAUGUAUGAGUAUUGGAGGGAGUUAUAUGGGUAUGGUUUCGGUGCAUGGUUCGGAGUUUGGGUUUCAUUUUUAGCGAGGGGUUUGGCGGUGGGGGUUUUGGGGGUGGGAAGUGAGGAGUUGUGUGUUUAAUGUUUUGAUAGGGUGACGUUGAUAUGUUGUUGGGUUAAAGGGAGAGGUUGUGACGACGGGGGUGGAUAAGGUGAAGUGAGGGUGUGCAUGGGAGUUCUAAGCGUGUAUGGGGAGUAAAUUACCGAGGAGAUUUGAUGGAAUGAAUGAGUUGAACUAAACCAAAUCCAAGUGAAGAAUAGAUGGGGAAAGCAGAAGCCGAGGGAAGGGAGAUAUGGUACGAAAGGCUUCAGUGCCUCGUAUCUACAGAGGUGGCAAUUUGAUUUUUAUGAUGAAAUCAAUCGAAAGAGUUGAGUCGCGAUAGCAAGACAGAGGGAGCUAUUCUCCAAUUAAGGACUAGAAUUAGCGGGUUAGUAAGUGGCAAUUCAAGGGAUGGAGUGUGAUGAAAGAUGUGGAUGGAGAGGAGAUGAGUACGGAGAUGAAGAUGGAGACGAAGAGGAAGACGAAGAGGGAGAGGAAGAGGGAGAGGAAGAUGAGGAUAAGAAUGGAGAUGAAUAUCUAGGAUUAAUUCGUACAAUAUUUACAAUGAGAAAUUAUAGUCAGAGUCAGAAUCAGAAUCAAAAUCAGAAUCAGAAUAAACAGUGAGAGUAUUAUUCAGUUGG